Colius striatus (speckled mousebird) is the source of this 557-nucleotide messenger RNA. RefSeq names its product CDC28 protein kinase regulatory subunit 2 (gene CKS2). Lineage: Eukaryota; Metazoa; Chordata; Aves; Coliiformes; Coliidae. The transcript has 3 exons. Gene Ontology annotation, cellular component: cyclin-dependent protein kinase holoenzyme complex; SCF ubiquitin ligase complex. The record is from RefSeq and is a predicted model, not a curated record. The coding region runs from base 140 to 379 and encodes 79 amino acids. Gene Ontology annotation, molecular function: cyclin-dependent protein serine/threonine kinase activator activity; histone binding; protein kinase binding. Gene Ontology annotation, biological process: regulation of mitotic cell cycle.
CAGGCCAAUAGGAGUCGGGCCGUUGGAUUCAAACGGAGCGCGGCGCAGAAGCGAGCGGUUAGUCUGCGGUGCUAUUCGUGUGCGUGAGGGGAGCUGUCCUGAGCUUUCGUCCAGCUGCCGCCCUCUCUUGCUUCUCGCCAUGGCCGAAAAGCAGAUCUACUAUUCUGACAAGUACUUUGACGAGCAGUACGAAUACCGACAUGUGAUGCUGCCAAGAGAACUUUCAAAACAAGUGCCAAGAUCCCAUCUGAUGUCUGAAGAGGAGUGGAGACGACUGGGUGUUCAGCAAAGUCUUGGCUGGGUUCACUAUAUGAUCCACAAGCCUGAACCACAUAUUCUUCUCUUCAGGAGACCACUUCCGAAAGACGAGAAGAAAUGAACCAUUGUCUGUACACCUUCUCCUAAAUCUUCUGCAACUAUGUAUAUGAGUGUAUAUAUGUUGGUAGUAUUCAGUGAAUACUUGAAAAUGUACAAAACAUACAUCCAUACCUGUGCAUGAGCUGUAUUAUUCACAGCAACAGAGCUCAGUCAAAUGCAAUUCCAAGUAGGCUGCUAUU